AUGUGGUGUCAGAAUCUUCUUUGGGAGUGCACCAAAAGUCAAACCUUCCAAGGCCUUCAAACCUCCAGGAAAUGUCAAGGUCAAGUGUAUGGCUCCAAAGAAGAAACAAGUACUAAUGCGUUUUGUGCCAUCAAUGACUGUGUGGUUGGCGGUGUCAUAAUGACUCAACAUGGUGUGUGUCGCGGUACGUCAAUACUUCCUAAUUGGCCCUGGACUGAGCCUCUCAUGGGUCCAAGUGGUACACGAUGGCGCAAAGUUAUUGAAUGGGCGAAUGUGACUGGUGUGUUACCGUCUCCUUGUAGGUGUGGAGGUGGUAGUGAAUUUCUUUAUCUGGUACGAAGAUCACCAAAGGUGAGAGAUGUAAAGGAUAUGGAUGGAGUGUCUUAA
This is a messenger RNA of Vicia faba (fava bean), 387 nucleotides long. The record is from the annotation of a GenBank genome assembly. Lineage: Eukaryota; Viridiplantae; Streptophyta; Magnoliopsida; Fabales; Fabaceae.